AACUUCUGUUACAGUUAAGCUUCCGAAAUGAAGGUACUCGGACUAUUAUUGUGCGUCGUUGCUGCUGCUUCGGCUGCCCCCAGCCCAUCUUACAUUGAGCUGGCCCGUGGCGGUCGUGUUGUUGGAGGAGUUGAUGCCCUCCCUCACGAGUUCCCGAGCAUCGUCUCCAUCCAUCGCUUGCUGCUGACUAUCAGAAGCCAUAUCUGCGGAGGUUCCAUCGUCAACAGUCACACGAUUCUGACCGCAGCUCACUGCAUUACCGAGUCUGGAAACAAUCCCCGAUUCGAAGUUGUUGCUGGAGCCCACAACAUCCUUCAGAAUGAGGCCUCUCAGCAAAGACGGGAUGUCGCCAGAUGGGUUGUACACCCGGAUUACAUUGGAGGAGUUGCUCAGACUGACAUCGCAGUUAUGAUUUUGGCAUCGCCCGUCAACUUCAUCCCUGGUGUUGUUGCGAUUGCUCACCUCCCUGGACAAAACUGCCACCACCCGGCUGAACAGCCAGCUACUUUGGCUGGCUGGGGAAGCACUUCCGGUACCCAGGUCCCAUCCAUGCCGGCAAUCCUCCAGAAGGUGACCAAACCAAUCAUCACCUGGGCCGAAUGCGAACGUGCUAACGGCGGACCCGGUAUGUCUCCUCUGGGUGAGACCAACGUUUGCACUGGACCACUGACCGGAGGAGUGUCUGCCUGUUCCGGAGAUUCCGGCGGCCCACUCUAUUUGAGCGAUAACCAGCGCACCCAGAUCGGUAUCGUCUCCUGGGGAUGGGUUCCUUGUGGAUCAUUCGAUCGGCCCUCGGUCUAUGUCAACACUGCCUGCUACCGCAACUGGAUCGAUCAGCAUGCUCAUAACUAAAUUGAGCCCUUCUGUAAGAAAUUCGUUUCGUUAAAUAAAAGCUAGGAAGAUGUAAAUUUUGGUUUUAAAA
Molecule: messenger RNA, 922 nt
Organism: Uranotaenia lowii
Lineage: Eukaryota; Metazoa; Arthropoda; Insecta; Diptera; Culicidae
Product: trypsin-1-like
Exons: 2
Coding region: 28-852 (274 amino acids)
Biological process (GO): proteolysis
Molecular function (GO): serine-type endopeptidase activity
Source: RefSeq, a predicted model, not a curated record